AUGUCGCUUCGUAGAACAGCAACGCGACGCGGCGGCCCUCCUGGGGCUGCUCCUAAGCAGAAGAAGGGCUACGAGAAUGUUGAGCAGGGGAUCAAACAGCUCUAUCCAGAGCCGGACUCAACCAGAAAGACCGAUAUGGAUAUUGUUUUUGUGCCAGGUUUAGGAGCUCAUCCUUUGCUGAGCUUCAAAUCGACUACGAGCGAUUUUAAUUGGGCCAGUGAGGAGGGCAUAGCUCGCGACUUUCCAAAUGCUAGAAUUCUUCUGUAUCACAGUGAAUCCUCAUGGACUGGUUCCAUCAAGGUGAAGCAGUUUCUUGGCAACCUGGCCCAGACUCUGCUCGAAGGAUUGAAGAUGAGUAGAGAGAACAUGGCCAUUCCUCGUCCAAUCACGUUUAUUGGGCACAGUAUGGGAGGACUUGUCAUAGCCAAGGCUAUAUGUAUCGCUGCAACGAGACAAGAUCUCUUCCCAAACAUGUUCGAAGACAUAGCCGGUUGCGCAUUCUUUGGAACACCGUUCAAGGGCGCUGAAGCAGCUUCUCUGGCAUGCAUGCUUUCCUCAGUUGGAGAGAAACUUGGCCAUGCAACAACCUCCAAACUGCUCGAGCUCAUGAGGCCAGACGACGAAAGUCUGGCUGAGCUUCGGAAGGAGUUCGUGAGACUGGUAAUCAAGACAACGCCUAAAAUCGAGCUCUGUGGUUUCUAUGAAGAGCACCCUACGACGAUUAAGGAUCUCUCUGGGAUGCCUCAGUUCUUAUCGGCUCUGAGCAUUCCGAUGCCCAAGAAGUAUGCGGAGUUUGUCACGAGAGACUCCUCCAUCUUGGAUGGUGUGAUGGAGACGAUGGGCUUAGCUGCCAAUCAUCGAGACUUGGUCAAGUUUGAUAGCUCCAAGGAUGAACGUUACACACUAGUCCGAGGACCUUUGAAACGACUUAUCAACGGCUCACAUCUGCGUGUCAAGAAUCGACACAAUGCAACAAGACGCACUGAUCCAGCCACUAUAAACCUUGCUUUACGAACUCUAGAAGGUGCACCAGUCCAAAGCAAGAGGGAAAGCAUUGCUCAGAACACAACCACCUCCCCGUGGUUCUCUAAAGAGCCAGAGUUUCUGGGCUGGUUAGCCAAGCCUAGUGAGGGCGAGGACAGUUCGCUUGUCAAGAAGGAAGAUUGUCUCUGGGUCCGUGGCCGUGAUGGUCGCGGCAAAACAAGCGCCGCAUUAUCAGCCAUUGAAAAGAUUGAAGAGUUGACCAAGGACGAGGAGGUAUACGAAGAGGAGAUCACCGACGAACCGUACACGGGCUCAUCACGAAACUAUCUUUCUUACUUCUUCUGCGACAAGACGCCCGAUUAUGGAUCAGCUGAGAGUCUAUUGAAAGCUCUCAUUCGCCAACUUUUGGAACGGCAGGGACUUCUGGCGACGCAUGCCAAGUUUCUUCUCAAGAAGAAAGGUCGAGAAACACAGCCUCUUUUGACUGUUGAGAACUUAUGGCAGGUCCUUCAAGAUAUCCUCGCUGACGAUGUGUUUACUGGGGCCAGGGUGUACUUUGUCAUCAACAACAUCGAAUCCCUCUCACAAGAUGCCGUGUCUACAAACACUCUCUUAACCCUGCUCAGCUCGGAGGUUGAGCAUGACGGUACCGGAAGACGCCCGCUGGUUCGAUGGAUGAUCACAAGUGGCCAAUCUUGGGACAUUGACCGGGCUUUGAAGAGGGAUACCGUCCGACUGGUUGAUCUUGAAGACGCAAAAUAUGGAGACCAAGUCCAGCUCGAGCUUCGCAGGCACGCACAGAACAAGGUGCUGGAACUGAUCGAGCAUAAGAAGUAUAGCAGAGCUCUUGCAUACUUUGCUAGCAGUGUUAUUGGCAAGCGGGCUCAAAACACGCAGUGGAUUGACAUUACAUGUGACCAUCUCGAGGAGCUUCCUCAGCAUCAGAAUGACCUCCAAGUCCGUCGUCUUCUCGAAGUCAUCCCACAAGAAUUAGACGCUCUGCUCACUUCUGCAUGGAAACAAGUGUUUGACAACAACCGGGGUAAGGCCGGGGAGAUCAAGGAAAUGCUUCGUGUUUUGGUCCUUACUUAUCAAGAUCCAACUGAGGCUGAGCUUGGUCUUCUUGCUGGUCUUGACUCUUCACCAGCGGAAGUUUCAGAGCUACAUGAUCUGAUCCAGAAGUGUAGACCAUUAAUCGUACUGAAAGAAAAUGGCCUCCAAGAGAAGACGGUGUGCUUUACUGAGCCAGUGGUCAAGACCCAUCUUCUUGAGCAUGCACACAUGCUGCUUGGUCUCACCAGCGAAGAUAUCAAGCUACAGCAUGGUAUUCUGGGUUUCCGAGCGUUCAGUCAUAUUCUAGAGACCUUUGACUUUCCGCUUUCCGAUGUUCCUCAGCAAAUAGACGGAGCGGUGGGUGAGGUUGCUGGUGCUAUAGAAGCCAGCCCAAAUAACGGAGAGAGUGUUGCCUCGGGAGAACCAGAAGCAAACGACCAAGAAGUUAUCCAGAAAGAGGAUGAAGAGGAAUCCGAAAAUGAAUCUCAGAACGACGAUGAGUCUCAAAACGACAACGCCUCUGUCGCCUCGGAGGAGUCAAGUGAUGAGGAAGAUGAAGAAGAAGAGGUGGAUGAAGACCCUGAAGCGCCAUAUCUCAAGGACAUAGCACUGGCCUAUGCUGUUACACACUGGCUAUCUCACGCCAGCCAAGCGACUGCUGAUCUUGCAGAAGCGCUGAGCCUGGAGGAAAAGUUCUGGCAGGCGGAUUCCAUUAUUCGACGUCGUUGGUUGACUGAACACAACCGACUUACCGGCUCCUUUGCUUACUAUGCUCGGGAGAAGUUGACAGGACUUCAUGUUGCUGCUACGAUUGGAUUUAGAGACCUAGUCGCGGCUUUGAUGGAUCAUGGUUUUGAUGAGGACAAAAACGCGAUGGACUCAGACUAUAACACUCCGCUGCAUUAUGCAGCCGCCUUUGGGCAUGAUGACAUUGCUGAGGAGCUUCUUGACAGAGGAGCCAAUAUCGACGAAGGCAUCAAGGGCAAUCUUAUAACUCCUUUGCACAGAGCAGCAGCCGAAGGAAACGUCAAGGUUAUGAGUAAGCUACUACAACGGGGAGCGAAUCCGAAUGCUAGCUGCGGUGCGUACGGAGGUGUAAUCUGUGCGGCUAUUCAGUCUGGAAACACUGAAGCCGUCAAGCUUCUGGUAACUCAUAAUGUCUCGCUCGUCACUCAGGAUGAUGAAGAUGAAGACGACAAGGCUGAGGGGGAGAAUGACGAGGGAGAGGCUAACGACGAGGAAGCUACGAAUAACGAUGCGGGUGAGGAGAGUGACAAGGACGAGGGUUCAGAGUCGGGCUCAGAUUCCGACUCUGACUCCGAUGAAGAGGAGGAGGUCAUUACAUCACCUUUGGCUCUAGCAGCUAUGAGGGCUGACCUUGCAGUGUUCGAGUUUCUGAUCAAGGAGUAUUCCGACAAACUACCUGCUGAAGAGUUCGGCAUCGCCCUUGUCAAAGCAGCAGAAUACGGUCGAUUUGAAGCUUUCUCGCGGCUAUUCCAUGACUUUGAACACAACCAGCAGUUCAAACAGGACGCCCUCGAUGGAGCAUCUUUUGGGGACCAUUGGGCGAUCGUCUCGUUGAUCCUGGAUCAUUGUCCUGGCUUGAACUGUGACAAAACCUUCCUACAAACCGCGCAGGGAGAAGAUGGCGAUGACGAGAUUCGUAUCUUGGGAGCUAUGUGGGAGUAUUCACAGGGUAAUAUCUCGCCUGAGGCGCUGGAUGAGUCCUUGUAUGAAGCCACAGACUUUGAGAAUCAGAGGACGGUGGAGUUGCUAUUGAGAUAUGGAGCCAACGCGAAUGCCACUGGCGAACUAUACGGGAAUGCCUUGACAGCGGCUUCUUUUGACGGCACCAUCGAGAUAAUCAAGCUGCUUCUCGAUGCUGGUGCUAAUAUCAACUCCGCAGACGGAUGGGCUCUCCAGACUGCUGCGGACCAAGGUCAUGUCGAAGUUGUCAACCUUCUCUUGGAGCGUGGGGCCAACGUCAACGCAACUACGACCAAUGCCAACAUGCCCAAGUGUACCGCUUUGCAGGCGGCCGUUGAGUCUGGCAAAGGAGAUAUUGUCGAUAUUCUCCUCGAGCAUGGCGCUGAUCCUAACCUUGGAGGAGGCGAGUUCUCUCAUCCCAUCAUCGCUGCGGCAAGCAAAGGUGAAGAAGCUAUCUUCAAGAAGCUGCUGGGAGCCAAGGCAGAUGUGACGGUUGUCGGAGGAGAGUAUAACUCGACUCCUCUGACAUAUACAGCGAUAUAUCUUCCUCUUGACUCGAUUCGCCUGUUGUUGGACGCAGGUGCCGAUAUCAAUCAUGCUGAUAACGAAGGAGACACUGCACUUAUCCUCACAGCAUGGAGCGGUGAUCAUGAAUCUGUUCAGUUCCUGCUUGAUCGUGGGGCUGAUGUAUUGGUCAGGAACAAGGCAGGUCUCAAUGCAUUGCAAAAGGCCCUUGAGGCGGGCAGAGAAGAAUGCGUCAAAAUCCUGACUAACCACAUAUCGGACAUAAUGGAGGCAAUCAGGGUUGCGAUGGUUUCUGGCGAUGCUUCCAUCACUGCAGUGAUUCGAAGCGUGCAGAACCAGAAGCAGGAGCUCAACUACGAUGACCCGAAGCCGAUGCAAGAGGAGAGUAGGAGAAGUUCAAUCUACGAACCAGAAUCGCCUGAGGCCCAAACUCAGAGAGCUGUUCCAUCUGUCAGUUUUGCUUCUGAGAAGAUCGUGGCGGAUGAUACCCCGAGUCACCAUAUCGCAUCACCGAUAGCUAGACCAUCUAUCACGCCAUCUGGCCCUUCAUCCAACUCUUUCGCAGACCUAUACAGCCCUGCCCAAGACAUCCUCGACUUUAGCCCAAAUCCACUGUACAAGCGUCAGUCUGAGCUGAUCACACCGACAAACGAACAGUCGAAGGGGCCUAUAAGAAGGAAACCUAUCACGGGUGCCAAGCCUGCUAUGUACAGACCGUACCAACCCGGCGGAGGUGGAGAGAACGUGCGACACUCGACUCCUCCCGGAUCAUUGGCGAAUGCAUUCCAGGCGUAUCAACCGAUGCAGCAACAGACUCCUCCACCGGAGAAUCUUCCCUCGCUUUCACCCCCGGAGACGUAUACGCCGCCGAGCCAGACUACACCUGAUCCUGGUUUUGUGCCUUACGCGCCACCUGGACCUGCGAACUACGGACAGCAGAAUCAAGAGCCGGUGAGAAAGUCAUCGCGGUCGUCGUUUAUGGGCAUGAAGGUUCCAUGGGCAGAUGGCCGGUUCAGCUAG
Messenger RNA from Fusarium proliferatum ET1, 5289 nucleotides. RefSeq lists its product as uncharacterized. Bases 1 to 5289 code for a protein of 1762 amino acids. Gene Ontology annotation, molecular function: protein binding. The transcript has 6 exons. The record is from RefSeq and is a predicted model, not a curated record. Lineage: Eukaryota; Fungi; Ascomycota; Sordariomycetes; Hypocreales; Nectriaceae.